GGGGUUGGGGUGACCACCUUUCUUGCCCAAAUCCCCCUUGUGACUGGAUGGGGCAAGGUAGAGGUAGGUGAGCAAUAGGUCUGGCUCCACCCUCGGGGGGGUCCCAGCCACGGGGGCUUUUGCCCAUAACCAGAAGGUCAAGUGGCUUGUUCCGGAGCCAGCAAGGGUCAGAGGCCGGCUGCCCGGUUUAUUUUAUUUAACUUAAUUUUGUUUAUGAGUGUGUGUCUGCCUGCCCCUCCCCUCAGUGUUAAGUGGGAGCCCUGAGGGAGCCUCUCCUCCCCCCAGCCGCCUCCCCCGUUUCCUCCCUCUAUCUCCAGUCACCAGCCGUCCUUCUGGACCAGGCGGAGGGUUGAGCGGGCAGGCAGGAGCCUGGGGCGACUUGGCCCAGCCCACCAGCCCAUGACCCCUUCUCAGGCCACCAGUAUUGCCCCUUCCCUUUUUAAAAUGAAACACCCUUGUUUGUAAAUCCUUAGUUGCUUGAGAAUAAAACCCCUCCCUUUUCUUCCACUGAGUCUGUGGUGUGACCUGAGCCUUGGCAGGAUAUGGCGAGAUGUGGGAAGGGUCUGUAAGCCCUGACCUUGUGGUUGGAGGGCCGGGAAAUGGUGAAUUCUGGUGGAGAAGGUCUCUGCAUCAAAAGGGAAACUGAGGCAGGGUGGUAGCUGGGAGGGUGGUCUUUGUAGUGAUUUGCCCAACAUCAAGCAGGCAGUAUGGAGGGACACCCGACCCCCCAUAGCCAGAGGUCCUGCUGGAGAAGAGCUCUUAAUCCCUGGCAGGCCUUGGGGAAGGGCUCUGGUGUCAGCCCGUCAGUCUGCCACCCCCGCUCUUUGCUUUCCGGAGUGGCUGCCCAGCCAAGGACAGGGACACCUGCUUACCUGCUGGGCCUGGUGCUGCCUGGACUGGUGCCUCUGCCUCUGGCCCCACACACUUACCGCAGCCAGUCCAGCAUGCUGGGCGCCAUGGUCCUGCUGCUGGCCCUGCUCCCAGGGAUCUCCACCUUGCCCAGCGGGCCACCUGCGCCCCCCUUUCCAGUGGCGCCCGGGUCGUGGCUGCGUCGACCCGUUUUCAGUCUAGAGCUGUCAGACGCACAGGACGCGUUCCACCGCCGCGCAGGGCCGUUCGAGGUCCCAGCGGACAGCCGCGUGUUCGUGCAGGCGGCCCUGGCCCGGCCCUCCCCGCGCUGGAGCCUGGCCCUGCACCGCUGCUGGGUGACGCCCUCCUCACGGCCAGCCCCAGGACCCACCCUGGCGCUACUGCAAGGGGGCUGCCCCGCCGAUUCCUCCGUCACCUUCCCGCCACCACGCCCUGGGGCCGCCCGCUUCAGCUUCCGUCUGCGCCCGGUCUUCAAUGCCUCUGUGCAGUUCUUGCACUGCCAGCUGAGCCGCUGCCGCCUCCGGGGAACCCACCGGACUCCUGAACCUCUGACGCUGCCGCCCCAGUCCCCGGUGUGCGGGCGCAGGACGGGGAGGCUGGGCUCCUGAGGCCGGUGUGGGGUGGGCAGGAUCACCUCCAGCAUUGGAAGGAGGAGCCUCUUGGGUUUGGGGAAUCUUGGGGUCAGGGCUCUUUGGAGCCUGGGGCACGGGUCCCUUGGAGCUGGGGGUAGGUACUGGGUCUCUCCCAGGCCAGGCACAGCGGCCUUGAGGGGCC
Molecule: messenger RNA, 1644 nt
Organism: Myotis davidii
Lineage: Eukaryota; Metazoa; Chordata; Mammalia; Chiroptera; Vespertilionidae
Gene: TGFBR3L
Product: transforming growth factor beta receptor III like
Exons: 3
Coding region: 708-1478 (256 amino acids)
Source: RefSeq, a predicted model, not a curated record